Clupea harengus (Atlantic herring) is the source of this 3081-nucleotide messenger RNA. RefSeq names its product RNA binding protein, mRNA processing factor 2b (gene rbpms2b). The record is from RefSeq and is a predicted model, not a curated record. Lineage: Eukaryota; Metazoa; Chordata; Actinopteri; Clupeiformes; Clupeidae. Gene Ontology annotation, molecular function: RNA binding; protein homodimerization activity.
GACCUAAUUGGUGGAGAGGGUAACUCUGAUACAGACCUCCCCUCUGAACAAGUUACACACUUGGCUUCAGAAUUUACUAAAGCAGGAUACAUGUAAGCGGGAGGGAUACACAGCCACCUCUUCUCACUUCUCUCACCUUCACAGUGCACCUUUCCACCUUUCUUUCCACUCUGCCACCGUAGUUUAGCUUUUCUAUUUUUCCAAGUAUUUUGGGGAUAUAUUCGCCUUUAUCGCAACUUCACUUGGGCACUUCUUUUCGAACACCAGAAGAAACUGCUAGCUUACGACGCGCAGGAAACUGCUUCAACGAGGAACAGAACUUUUCUCCCCGUAGUGUAAAAGAAUUAAGUCACACCAUGAGUCUCAAAUCUGACUCCGAAACAAACAACGUAUCCAUGGAGGAGGAGGUGCGCACACUGUUUGUGAGUGGCCUCCCAACAGAUAUCAAACCUCGUGAACUUUAUCUGCUGUUCAGACCAUUCAAGGGUUAUGAAGGUUCACUGAUUAAAUUAACAUCAAAGCAGAUCGUGAACGUCUUCUCUACCCUUUUCCAGCCUGUUGGGUUUGUUACCUUUGACAGUCGGUCUGGCGCUGAAGCGGCAAAAAAUGCAUUAAACGGGAUACGUUUUGACCCAGAAAGUCCACAGACCCUACGGUUAGAGUUUGCUAAAGCCAACACGAAGAUGGCUAAGAGUAAACUGAUGGCCACACCGAACCCCACAAAUAUCCACCCUGCUCUAGGAGCACACUUCAUAGCACGGGACCCAUAUGACCUGACGGGGGCAGCGUUGAUCCCUGCUUCACCUGAGGCCUGGUCUCCCUACCCACUGUACACCACUGAGCUGGCCCCUGGUCUUCCCCACACAGCCUUCACCUAUCCUGCUGCUGCUGCUGCUGCCGCUGCCCUUCAUGCCCAGAUGCGCUGGUAUCCCUCUCCAUCAGAGGCCUCCCAGCCAGGGUGGAAGUCACGUCAGUUCUGUUAAAUCAUUUACACUUCACACCAGGGUCGGUGUCCCAUUGGAGUGAGAUGUGUAGAGCCCUUUGUUAAUUUAAUCAGGUUUAUUUAAUGGAUAAUUUACAUUGCGGACGAUGUUUCAUUUGGAAACAGCCAGAUGGAGUUUGAAGUAAUCUCUUUCAAUCACAUUCUGAUGCUGUGUGGUGACUGUAACGGUACAGACAUAGCACUUAGAAAAUCCAAGCUAUUUUCUUUCCUUUAGGGGAGGGGGUGUUCUGAAGAGGAAAUAGAAAUUAAUGAAGUGACGAAGCUGCUUUUUUCAUAGGGAGGGACUGGGCUUUAUGGGGAACUGAGGCAGCCGUAGUGCAUGUUCAAUAUAUUGGCAUGAUGUAGAAUAUAUGGUCGUGUGUUUGUUUUACAGUACAGUCAGUUGCCUCAUUGCCAUGGCCUUUUGUCCAUUAUUUCUUUUUUUUUUUUUUUCAUUUGCCCUCUAUGUUCUGUAUCUUUAGUCUUGCUCCUGUUAAAAAAAAAAAAAAAAAUGACUUGUAAUAUAUGCAAGGUGGUGUUAAACGUAUUGGGUAUUUUCUUUUCCUGGAGAAGAUGUUUUGCAUGCCUUGAUAUUUUCUUUUCCUUUUUGUUUUUGUUUUUGUUUUUGUUUAUUUGAGUUCAGCAUCACCUUUGCAAAAAAGGAGACAAUAUGUAGAGCAUAAAAGUUGGUGAGUCACCAUUAUUGCAACCCCUGUAGGACAAUCUUGGCUUGCCAAAUUAUUGAUGUCUAAGAGUAUAUUUGAACAUAAUAAGUACAAGUAUUUUUGUACUUUUGUGCAAUGUAUAUUUAUGCAUUUUUUGUGUGAAAUUAAAUGAUCUGUACAAGGUAAUAUCUAGUGGUCCUUUCCAUUUGAGCGUGUGUGUGUAAUGAUCAUUUAUCCUGUUUGACAUAGGUUACUGGUGCAAUAGGUUUUCCUUACUUGCUUUGUGUUGUAUGGCAUUUUUGUUUUAGUCUGGAACUGCAACUUUGGAUCCAGUGUGAGAUGGCGGUUAAAAAUAUCUUUAUGAAUGUGAAACUGGAUUAAAAGAAACCUCAAGGUUGGAGGGCUAGCAGUCCAUGUUUUAAUUUACUGGUGGGAAAUGUACCGUUUCUAUUAGCCGAACUUCAAUUGCGCUAGAAUGUCCAUCUUGUAAAUUAAGUAAAGAAAUGAAUGCAAUAAUCAGAUUUUGGGUAGUUUUCUUGAAGUUUUACUCUAGUCAGUACUGUUUAGAUUGCAGGCACAUUGUUGUCAAAUGACUCACUGGGUGCAACAGGGUCAUUCAGAUUAGAAUUCUACCAUAAAAUGGAUGACCAUGAUUUUGCAUCAUUCGACGGAGACCUGGGUUGCAAUAAUGGAGUUGAGUCCUGACAUUCCAUCAGCAGUCAAACUACAGCAGAUUUGUUAUUGCUUGCUAUUCAAUUAAUUUAUAUGAAAUGUGAGAGCUGCAAUCUGAUACACAAUAUGCGCAAUAGACUGACAAAACAUCCCUAAUUCAAUAACUAAUAUAUAUAAAAAUGCAAGUGCUGGCAAGAGGAGUUGACUUUAGUUUAGAAUCUUCAUCCUAAUUGUUUCAUCUUAAUAAAGGUAGGAUACGAUUUUCUGCUAUAAGGAGGUAAUGCAUGGCUUGACCAAGCUAGAUCCUAUUCUAUUAUUUAAUUGCAUGCGUAAUCUACCUGUGAUCCAUUGUGUAAACAUACACUGAAUAUUUUUUUAGAUGCAUAUUGGGGGAAAAAGUGAAGAUUAUUUUGCUCUGAAAAAAAAUGUAGUGUCUGAGUUGAUGUUAAAGCUAUGUAAGCAAUUCAAAUAUUGUAUUUUCAGUGCUUGAAUUAUUAGAUCAGAAGUCAAGUUUGUGUUUUCAGUACGAAUUAACUUAUGGUAACUCCUAAAAUGGGGAGAACUGUUUUAUUGUUCCAUUGAGAGACCCAUGUGUUGUUGUGAUGCUGUAUGUUCAUGAUGAGCCUUCUAUUUACUACUACAAAAAUUGACAACUUUUGAAAGGGAUAUGGGAUCCGUGAUCACUGAGAAUGUUGUGAUAAGAAUUUGGCAGAAGUCAUUUUUUUCCCUUGUUGCCCAACAACUAAUAAAUUAUAAACAAUA